This is a messenger RNA of Limanda limanda (common dab), 916 nucleotides long. RefSeq names its product transcription factor 7-like 1-B. The coding region runs from base 1 to 390 and encodes 129 amino acids. NCBI's taxonomy places the organism in Eukaryota, Metazoa, Chordata, Actinopteri, Pleuronectiformes, Pleuronectidae. Gene Ontology annotation, biological process: canonical Wnt signaling pathway; regulation of transcription by RNA polymerase II. The transcript has 5 exons. The record is from RefSeq and is a predicted model, not a curated record. Gene Ontology annotation, molecular function: DNA-binding transcription factor activity, RNA polymerase II-specific; RNA polymerase II cis-regulatory region sequence-specific DNA binding. Gene Ontology annotation, cellular component: beta-catenin-TCF complex.
AUGUUGCCAGGCGAUCAAAAGGUGAUUUACGGGGCUCCAGGAGACAGAGUUCCUCCUCCAGUGAACGCCCGCAUUACAGAAAAGAGAAAGCGGGUGAUAGAAGAGGAAGAGGAGUAUGUGAAGAAGCCGCCCAAUGCCUUCAUGCUGUUUAGGCAGGAGCAGAGGCCCAAAGUUUUGGCCGACCUCAAAAACUCCGGUUGUGCGGCUGUUAACACCAUCAUUGGACAGAUGUGGAAGGCACUCUCUCAAACGCAGCAGCAGACAUAUUAUGCAGAAUCUGACAAGCUGAGAGAGACCCACAGCCAGCUCUACCCUGGCUGGUCGUCAAGGGACAAUUAUGGAAAAAAGAGGAAGAGGAGCCCGAGGAGGUCCCGGGCUGUGAGGCCAUGAGGGGCAGCCUGAUGUGUCUGGCUCAGGAAUACCCACUGGUGAAGUUCUGCAGCGUCCGCAGCUCGGCCAUCAGCACCAGCGCACUGUUCAGAGACAGCGCUCUGCCCGCUCUGCUUGUAUACAAAGGAGGAGACCUGAUCGGCAACUUUGUGCGGCUCACAGACCAGCUCGGGGAAGAUUUCUUUGCUGUGGACGUGGAGGCCCUGUUGCAGGAGUACGGCCUACUGCCUGACAAGCCCCAGGUGGUCGCCAAGACGGUUCGCAAUGGAGCCAUCAUACAGACCAUUGGGAGUGAUGAGGACUCUGACCUUGAUAUAGACUAGAGCCACGCUAUCUUAAAUAUGUUGUAUGCUUGACAUAGCAUAAAGGUUAUUAUGAACAAACAAAGCGGAGACUUUGAGAACAAGGUCGUAAUAUUAAGAGAGUAAAAUUGUAACUUAAUGAGAAUAUAUAUAUAUAUAUAUAUGUUGAGAAAAAGUGUAUAUUUUUUUAGGAAUCAAUAAGCAAAGAGAAUCAAUGCUUUAAA